Molecule: messenger RNA, 8146 nt
Organism: Erinaceus europaeus (western European hedgehog)
Lineage: Eukaryota; Metazoa; Chordata; Mammalia; Eulipotyphla; Erinaceidae
Gene: PCNX1
Product: pecanex 1
Exons: 36
Coding region: 32-7054 (2340 amino acids)
Cellular component (GO): membrane
Source: RefSeq, a predicted model, not a curated record
GGCUCGGCGGCGGGCGGCGGGCGGCGGGGCCAUGGGGUCGCAGACGCUGCAGAUCCUGCGGCAGGGCGUGUGGGCCGCGCUGAGCGGGGGCUGGUACUACGACCCGCACCAGCCCACCUGCGUGAACGCGCUGCACCUCUACCUGUGGCUCUUUCUGCUCGGCCUGCCCUUCACCCUCUACAUGGCUCUCCCUUCUUCCAUGAUUAUAAUGGCAGUUUACUGUCCUGUGAUAGCUGCUGUUUUCAUUGUUCUGAAGAUGGUUAACUAUCGGCUCCACAGAGCGCUUGAUGCUGGAGAAGUCAUAGAUAGGAAUGCAAACGAGCUAACCAAUCAAGGAGCCAACGUUGAACAAGGCGACUGUUCAACUAGGAGAAAAGACAGCAAUGGACCAAGUGAUCCUGGUGGAGGGAUUGAAAUGUCUGAGUUCAUUCGAGAGGCCACACCCCCAGUUGGUUGCAGCUCGAGAAAUUCUUAUGCUGGAUUAGAUCCAAGCAACCAGGUUGGAUCUGGCUCCUCUCGUCUUGGGACAGCAGCAACUAUGAAAGGAGAUACAGACACUGCCAAGACUUCUGAUGAUAUCAGUUUAAGUCUAGGCCAAAGCUCUAGUCUCUGUAAGGAUGGAAGUGAAGAACAGGAUUUGGCAACCGACCGGAAGCUCUUCCGUCUGGUCUCCAAUGAUUCCUUCAUCUCCAUUCAGCCUUCUUUAUCCUCUUGUGGACAGGACUUACCAAGGGACUUCAGCGACAAAGUGAAUCUGCCAAGUCACAGCCACCACCACCACGCUGAGCAGUCUCUGUCCAACGCCUGUGAUACAGAAGCCGCCUCUCUCGUCCCAUUACACUCACACUCCUACAGGAAAGACCACCGGCCCCGGGGCGUGCCGCGGACUUCCAGCUCUGCUGUCGCUUUUCCAGACACUUCCAUGAAUGACUUCCCUCUGUACCAGCAGAGGCGCGGCUUGGAUCCAGUUAGCGAGUUAGAAUCUUCCAAACCUCAUUCUGGAUCUAAAGACUCCCUAGUGGAAAAUUCUUGUUUAUCUGGGGAGUUUCAGCCUGUGGGCGAGCCCAAGGCCCGCCGUUCUCAGCCACCUACAAAAAGCGGGAAGAGCAAACCUUUGAAAGCAGACAGAAGUAUCGACAGCCUAGGGAGCCUCAGCACCCGGAGUAGCGGGUCGUCCGAGAGCUACUGCAGCGGCACGGACCGCGACACCAACAGCACCGUCAGCAGCUAUAAAAGCGAACACACCAGCUCGACUCACAUCGAGAGCAUCGUGUCCGAACACGAGGAGUCUUCGAAAGCAGGGCAGAAGAGUGGCCGGAAACGGGAGCGUCGUGUUGACUCGGAAGACAAGAGGAGCUGCAGCAGCGACAAAAAGACUAGUAGUGAGAAGACUGCCUUGGAAGUCAGUGUGAACAGUGGCGUCCGGGGAGCCAAGGACCCCAGGGCCUCCGACAUGCACCAUCAGAGGGGCCUCAGCACGUCUGCGUCCGAAGAAGCCAACACAAACCCCCACGCGAACGAGUUUACCUCGCAGACGGACAGCCCACUCGGGAAAGCUGCCGAGAACACAGAGGAGCAGAGCCCCAAGUCAGCCGCUUCAGAGGCUUCAAGAGGGGGUAAAGAUGGUGGUGGGAAGCAGAGAGAAGGGGCCGUGCGCCCGAAAUCCUCUAGCUUAAUCCACCGGACAGCCUCUCCCCAUAAAUCAGGCAAGAGACGGGCAGGAAAGAAACGGGCCAGCAGUUUUGAUUCGAGCCGGCACAGGGAUUCUGUUUGCUUUCGAGGUGUGACUGGUGCCAAGCCGCACAGUGCUGUCUUCUGUGCCAACGAAGACUCCAGUGACCAGAGUGACUUGAGCCGAGCGUCCAGCGUCCAGUCUGCUCACCAGCUGAGCAGUGACAGCUCUUCGAGCACCACUUCUCAUUUAUGCCAGUCUCCCGAGUGCAGGUACAGUGCCCUAAAGACCAGGCCUGUCCCGAGGGAAAGGGGCACGGAUUCCGAGCACGCACACAGAGCUCACUUGGGUCCCGACGGAACGGGCAAAAAGCAGACGACACGCCGGACUUCCAGCGCGAGUAGUGCCAAGACUCGGGCCCGAGUGCUGAGCUUGGACAGCAGCACCGUAGCGUGCUUGAAUGACACCAAGAGGCUAAUGGCACCGGAAAGCCUGAAGCCCCUGACCACUUCAAAAUCCGAUCUCGAGGCCAAAGAAGGAGAGAUGCUAGAUGAGCUGUCUCUGUUGGGACGGGCUUCCCAGCUAGAGACGGUCACUCGGUCUAGGAACAGCUUGCCAAACCAGGCUGCGUUUCCUGAAGGGGAAGAGCAAGAUGCAGCCAGUGGAGCCGCGCAGGCCCGCGAGGAGGCGGUGUCAUUUCGCCGGGAACGCAGCACAUUUAGGCGCCAGGCAGUGCGGCGCCGCCACAAUGCAGGGAGUAACCCCACCCCUCCUACAUUGCUCGUCGGACCACCCCUAAGCCUUCAAGAUGGUCAACAAGGCCAGCAGUCCACAACCCAGGUCAAAGUGCAGUCCCGCCCCCCCUCCCCGGCUGCAGUGCUCAGUGCUAGUGCCUCCUUGCUGGUGAGAAAUGGAAGUGUCCACUUAGAAGUGUCACAUGAAGGCGCAUCUGCUGUAGGAGGCAGCAGUUUGCAUGAUGAACUUGGUAAGUUCUCUUCUACGCUUUAUGAGACUGGUGGCUGUGAUAUGUCACUUGUGAAUUUUGAACCAGCAGCAAGAAGAGCGUCCAAUAUCUGUGAUACGGAUUCACAUGUAUCCAGUUCUACCUCAGUUCCAUUUUAUCCACAUGAUGUGCUCUGUCUUCCCCAGAUACGUCUGAACAGACUACUGACCAUUGACACAGACUUGCUGGAACAGCGAGAUAGUGAUCUCAGCCCUGACUUGGCAGCUACCUAUGUCCCAACAGAAGAAGCUGCGCAAAAAGUGAAACACUAUUACCGCUUUUGGAUCCUGCCCCAGCUGUGGGUCGGCGUUCACUUUGACAGACUCACGCUUCUGGCUCUGUUUGACAGAAACCGUGAAAUCCUGGAGAACGUGUUAGCGGUCAUCCUGGCUAUUCUUGUGGCUUUUUUGGGAUCUGUUCUUCUCAUACAAGGCUUCUUCAGAGAUAUCUGGGUCUUCCAGUUCUGCCUGGUGAUAGCCAGCUGUCAGUACUCACUACUUAAGAGUGUUCAGCCAGAUUCUUCGUCUCCCCGACACGGUCACAACCGUAUCAUUGCCUACAGUAGACCAGUUUAUUUCUGUCUGUGCUGUGGUCUUAUUUGGCUUUUGGAUUAUGGUAGCAGAAACCUUACUACAACCAAGUUCAAAUUAUAUGGAAUAACUUUCACCAAUCCACUGGUGCUUCUAUCAGCCAGGGAUUUAGUUAUAGUGUUUACACUCUGUUUCCCAAUAGUAUUUUUCAUUGGUCUCCUGCCUCAGGUGAAUACAUUUGUAAUGUACCUUUGUGAACAAUUGGAUAUUCAUAUCUUUGGUGGUAAUGCCACUACCAGCCUGCUUGCGGCACUUUAUAGUUUUAUCUGCAGCAUCGUGGCAGUGGCCUUGCUCUAUGGAUUGUGUUACGGCGCUUUGAAGGAUUCUUGGGAUGGACAGCACAUCCCAGUGCUUUUCUCCAUUUUCUGUGGCUUGUUAGUGGCGACAUCGUACCACCUCAGCAGACAGAGCAGUGACCCCUCUGUACUUUUCUCGUUGGUGCAAUCCAAGAUUUUUCCAAAAACAGAAGAUAAAAAUCCAGAAGACCCUCUGUCCGAAGUAAAAGACCCAUUGCCUGAAAAACUUAAAAAUUCUGUUAGUGAACGUUUACAGUCUGACCUGGUAGUGUGCAUUGUGAUCGCUGUGCUAUAUUUCGCUAUUCAUGUCAGCACCGUGUUCACAGUAUUGCAGCCCGCCCUGAAGUAUGUGCUGUACGCAGUGGUGGGUUUUGUGGGCUUUGUGACCCACUAUGUGUUGCCUCAAGUUAGAAAACAGCUACCCUGGCACUGCUUCUCUCACCCACUGCUGAAGACAAUGGAGUAUAACCAAUAUGAAGUUAGAAAUGCAGCCACUAUGAUGUGGUUUGAGAAACUUCAUGUGUGGCUUCUUUUCAUGGAGAAAAAUAUCAUCUACCCACUGAUCGUUCUCAAUGAACUUAGUAGCAGUGCAGAGACAAUUGCUAGUCCAAAAAAACUGGAUACAGAACUAGGUGCUUUGAUGAUCACCAUUGCCGGGCUCAAGCUGCUGCGCUCCUCCUUCAGCAGCCCUACGUACCAGUACGUCACGGUCAUCUUCACUGUGCUCUUUUUCAACAUCGACUACGAAGCCUUCUCAGAGACGAUGCUAUUAGAUCUCUUCUUCAUGUCCAUACUUUUCAGCAAGCUCUGGGAACUUCUCUGUAAACUACAGUUUGUGUACACCUACAUUGCCCCGUGGCAGAUCACGUGGGGUUCUGCUUUCCAUGCCUUUGCUCAGCCCUUUGCAGUGCCCCACUCGGCCAUGUUGUUGGUGCAGGCGGCUGUGUCAGCCUUCUUUGCUGCCCCUCUGAACCCUUUCCUGGGAAGUGCGAUCUUCAUCACGUCCUAUGUUCGGCCUGUGAAGUUCUGGGAGAGAGACUAUAACACAAAACGAAUGGAUCACUCAAAUACCAGACUGGCUUCCCAGCUUGAUAGAAAUCCAGGAUCAGAUGACAACAAUCUCAAUUCCAUUUUUUAUGAACAUUUAACCAGAUCCCUACAGCACAGUCUCUGUGGAGAUCUGCUGCUAGGGCGGUGGGGUAACUACAGUACAGGGGACUGCUUCAUCCUGGCCUCUGACUACCUCAACGCACUGGUGCACCUCAUCGAGAUAGGCAACGGACUAGUCACUUUUCAGCUGCGGGGACUUGAAUUCAGGGGAACUUACUGUCAACAACGAGAAGUGGAGGCGAUCACCGAAGGUGUUGAGGAAGACGAAGGCUUUUGCUGCUGCGAGCCUGGUCAUAUUCCCCAUGUGCUUUCAUUCAACUCAGCCUUUGGCCAGCGCUGGCUGGCCUGGGAGGUGGUAGUCACUAAGUACAUCCUGGAGGGCUACAGCAUCACGGACAACAGCGCUGCGUCUAUGCUUCAAGUCUUUGAUCUCCGCAAAGUCCUGACUACUUACUAUGUCAAGGGUAUCAUUUAUUAUGUUACAACCUCUUCCAAGCUAGAGGAGUGGCUCGCCAACGAGACAAUGCAGGAAGGGCUCCGUGUGUGUGCAGACCGAAACUACGUGGAUGUGGAUCCGACAUUCAACCCAAACAUUGAUGAAGACUAUGACCACCGGCUAGCAGGCAUCUCCAGGGAGAGCUUCUGUGUGAUUUACCUCAGCUGGAUAGAGUACUGUUCCUCCCGAAGAGCAAAGCCGCUGGAUGUGGACAAAGAUUCUUCCCUGGUGACCCUUUGCUUUGGACUCUGUGUUCUGGGAAGGAGAGCUUUGGGUACUGCGUCCCACCACAUGUCUAGUAAUUUAGAGUCAUUCCUCUACGGACUGCAUGCCCUGUUUAAGGGAGACUUUCGUAUCUCUUCAAUUCGAGAUGAAUGGAUCUUUGCUGACAUGGAGCUGCUAAGGAAAGUAGUAGUGCCUGGGAUACGAAUGUCCAUCCAACUCCAUCAGGAUCAUUUUACUUCUCCCGAUGAGUAUGAGGACCCUGCCGUGCUCUAUGAAGCCAUCGUAGCUCAUGAGAAGAACCUGGUGAUAGCCCACGAAGGGGACCCUGCAUGGCGGAGCGCCGUCCUCGCCAACUCACCCUCCCUGCUUGCUCUGCGGCACGUCAUGGAUGAUGGCACCAAUGAGUACAAGAUCAUCAUGCUCAACAGACGCUACCUGAGCUUCAGAGUCAUUAAAGUGAACAAGGAAUGUGUCCGAGGUCUUUGGGCAGGGCAGCAGCAAGAACUUGUCUUUCUACGCAACCGUAACCCAGAAAGAGGCAGCAUCCAAAAUGCAAAGCAGGCCCUGAGGAAUAUGAUCAACUCGUCAUGCGACCAGCCUAUCGGCUACCCGAUCUUUGUCUCACCCCUGACCACCUCUUACUCUGAUAGCCACGAGCAACUUAAAGACAUUCUUGGGGGACCUAUCAGCUUGGGAAAUAUCAGAGACCUCACUGUGUCCACCUGGCACAGGUUAAGGAAAGGUUGUGGUGCUGGCUGUAACAGCGGCGGCAACACUGAAGGUUCUGAUACUGGAGGUGGCACCUCCUGUCCUAGUAACAAUGCAACAGCUGCCCACGAUCCCCACAGCGGCGUGUCUCAAGGCAUCACGGGAAAUCCAGGCCAGGGGUCAGGAGCAGGACUCCAUCCACCUGUCACAUCCUGUCCCCCAACACUAGGCACGAGUCACAGCGCUCACUCUGUACAGUCAAGCCUGGUCAGACAGUCCCCCGCCCGCGCCUCGGGGGCCAGCCAGUCUUCUUACUGCUACAGCAGCCGACACUCCUCCCUCAGGAUGUCCACCCCGGGAUUCGUGCCUUGUCGGCGCUCUUCCACCAGUCAGAUCUCACUCCGAAACUUGCCGUCCUCCAUCCAGUCCCGCCUGUCCAUGGUGAACCAGCUGGAUCCCUCCGGCCAGGGUGGCCUGUCCUGUGUGCAGCACGGACUUCCUUCCUCCAGCAGCUCCAGCCAAAGCAUCCCUGCCUGCAAGCAUCACACUUUCGUGGGCUUUCUGGGGACAGACGGAGGUCAGAGUAGUGCCACUGAGGCACAGCCAGGCAACACCUCAAGUUCCACCAAUAAUUCACAGGCCAAAAAGGGGGAGGUGAUUUACAGAGUACGGAUUGUGGAUCCCAGUCAAAUUCUCGAUGGAAUCAACCUGUCAAAAAGGAAGGAGCUGCAGUGGCCUGAUGAGGGAAUCCGGCUAAAAGCUGGGAAAAACAGCUGGAAAGACUGGAGUCCUCAGGAGGGCAUGGAAGGCCAUGUGAUUCACCGAUGGGUGCCUUGCAGCAGAGAUCCAGGUACCAGAUCCCACAUCGACAAGACAGUUCUUCUGGUCCAGAUUGAUGAUAAAUACGUGACUGUAAUUGAAACUGGGGUACUAGAACUCGGGGCUGAAGUGUGAGCCGGUGUUUGAAAACUACAGUUCUGUUUCCUCCCAAUUCCAAGCAAGGCACUGGAAAGAGAGAGGAGAGGAAUGAUGCAGGUGUCAUUUGGAUCCUAGAUGGAGAGACUUGAAUAGAGUGGGCUUGAUCAGACACCUCUCCUUUGCACUUUCCCCUGACCCCUGUCACUGUCUCUAUCCCCAAAUAAAGCUGAAAUAUUUUUUUAAGUUAGCUGCCAAGAAAGCAUUUUGCAUGAAGGAUAAAAUUCUGUUCAAAUUACAUCCUUAAAGACACUUUUUUAAAAUGCAUCAUCUACGCUUUAAAAACCAACCAACUCUUAAUUUCUAAAUAGUGGUCUCAUAUUUUUCAGAUUUCUUUGCCAAAAAUAAUUGCCCUGUUUUGUCAUAUAACAUGAUCCAUUUACCUUGAUUUUCAAAGAACAGACCAGUGUAGUGAUCUUCAGUUUGACAUAGAACAAUAUAAAAGUUGAAUGUACAGUGAAAGAGAUUAUGAACAGACAGAGAUUUAUCUUGUUCCUAGAAUGCUAAAAAACUUUAAUGGUAAAAGAAAAGCUGCACUAAUUUUUUACAACAAUGCACUAAAGUCUGAGAUUUCUCAGAACAUUUAUUUAUAUAGAAAAACAAAAUACAUUAUUUAAAUUGCCUUUGGGAUUGAUCCCGUCCCCGUUCCUUAAACACACAUAGCAGAAACUGUGCUGCUCAUGUCCCCAUCAGUAAUCUGAACUUCACACCAGGACAUGGGAUACUCUCUGUGAAAUGAGUACCAAGCCUCAAGACACACAGUCCCGUCAUUACUCUUCCCUGGUGCCGAUAGUCAGUGAAUUGGUCCUGUGAACACCACUGCCAGCCCCGGUGUCCGCAUUCCAGGUGAACUCCAGCGGGGUCUAUGUCCCAGAUCUUCUCACGUCUCUCCUCCUCUUGGGACAAGCUCUUCUGGGGUCAGUUCGGGAAGAAAAUGCUUUUGCUUUUCAAAGAAGAAGAUGAACAUCCAGGAAUUUCGAGAAAGGAUGGAUCCCAUGCCUCUUAUUUCAAGAACUCUUAAGUUAUUCACAUUGCAGUUCAAUUAAUCAAGUAAAAUUUUUCUGAAACUGA